Rhineura floridana is the source of this 4821-nucleotide messenger RNA. RefSeq names its product phosphodiesterase 3B (gene PDE3B). Gene Ontology annotation, biological process: signal transduction. The record is from RefSeq and is a predicted model, not a curated record. Gene Ontology annotation, molecular function: protein kinase B binding; 3',5'-cyclic-AMP phosphodiesterase activity. NCBI's taxonomy places the organism in Eukaryota, Metazoa, Chordata, Lepidosauria, Squamata, Rhineuridae. Gene Ontology annotation, cellular component: membrane. Bases 254 to 3130 code for a protein of 958 amino acids. The transcript has 15 exons.
CUGAGGGAGCGCAGAGAGGGAGGGAGAAAGAGAUACUUUUACCUUUCUUUCUCUCCCUCCCUUCCCCCCCCUUUUACCCACCAUGCUCCGAGUCCGGACUCUCUGCCGCCGCAGUUUGUGCACGGGGAGGGGAGCCCGUUAUUGCUGUUCUUCUCCGCGUGCCUUUCUUUUGAAAAAGAUGAGUAAGACAAAGCCGAGAGGGAAGAGAAGCUGACGACCCCUCUCCCUGCCCGUCUGCUCCCGCGCGACCACCAUGAAGGAAGAGAAAGAAGCCGCCGCCUCUUUCUCCCUUCCUCACCACAGGCACAACAAACUUGCUAGCCCGCCUCCGGACAGCGCCGCUCACCCCGAGCCCAGGAACGGUUACGUGAAGGGCUGCGCGACCCCCUUGCCGCAGAGCCCGCCGCUGGGCUUCUUUUCGCUGCUCCCAGUCGCUUCCCGGGGGGCUCUCUCAUUCGCUCUGAGCGCCCUGGGUGCUACUUUAGCGCUCCUCUGGUGCUGGCUGUACUGGGGAGACAGUGAAAGGGCGGCGGCGGCUGGGAAUUCCCGCGAGGCGGCAGGGCUGUUACUCCUCCUCGGGCUGUGUCAGUGUCUCAGCCCCCUCUUUAGCCUCGCCUGCGCCUUUUUCUUCCUCACCUGCUACUUGGCCCGGGACGAGCCCGGCGGCCUCUGGUGGCUCCUGGCGCUGCCGGUGUGUUGCUACGCGGGGGACUUGGUGGCGCUGCAGUGGCUCCUGCUGCCCCGCCGAGAGGAGCCUGAGAAGGGCGCCCUCCAGCCCCCGCCGGUCGAACUGCAGAUGGUGGCGGGGCGGCUGCUGGCUACGCUGACCGCUGUGGCUGGGCUGACCCUCUUGCCGCGCAGCCUCAAACUUGGCAGGAGCCUCCUGGUUUUGGUUUUCUCCAGUCUCGUGUGGCUCGUGUCGCUCACUAGUCUGGGCCCCCUGCCCCCGGCCCUGAGACCGUUGCUGUCCGGCUUUGUCGGGGUAGCGGGUUGCCUGGUGGCGCUGCUGAGCGGGGAGCGCUGCUUCUCUUCUUGCUACUCGCCCGGCCGGGGACCGCAGCAGCAUCACCAGUAUCCUCACCCGAAGCCGCUGAGCAGCAUAGCGGAGGAGAAAGUGCCAGUGAUCCGACCCAGGAGGAGAUCCAGCUGCGUAUCUUUGGGGGAGACUUCCACCAGUUAUUAUGGCAGCUGCAAAAUGUCCAGGAGACCCUCUUUGCCUUGCAUUUCCAGAGAACAGAUGAUCCUUUGGGACUGGGACUUAAAGCAGUGGUAUAAACCUCACUAUCAGAAUGCUUGCAGUGGAACUGGAAUUGAUCUCUCUGUACUAAAUGAGACUCGCACCAUGGUGUCUGACCUUCUGAGUGAUCCAGUCCUUCCCCCACAUGUGAUUUCUUCCCUCCGAAGCAUCAAUAGUUUGAUAAGUGCUUUCUCAGGAUCAUGCAGGUCAAAGGUUAACCUUUUUACCCCCUUUCCGGGCUUUUACCCCUGUCCAGAAAUGGAAGACUCAUCUGAAAGAGGAGAACGUAAACUGCACAAGGGUCUAAACAGCCGAAAUAGCUUACCAACGCCGCAGUUAAGGAGGAAUUCAGGAGCCUCAGGCUUGCUGCCCAUUGAACUAUCUUCUAGAUGGGAACGCAAUAAUGGCAAAAGAUUACAUCAGGAGUAUAAUUCUUCUAGCCACGGAUCCUAUGCAAAUAGGCCUUUCAACACAAACCUGUUGACAAUACCAAAACAAAGAUCAUCUUCAGUGACCUUGGCUCAUAAUAUAGGAUCCAGACGAGCUGGAACUUCCUCAAAUCUAAGUCCUCUGCCUUCAUCUGGUAAUGGGUUUCUGUCCAGUAUGUACCACAGAUCGCCAGUAGAGUUUCCUGAUACUGCUGAUUUCCUUACUAAGCCAAGUGUUAAUAUGCAUAAACCUGUGGGAUGCCCAUUUAGUUUUUCAGAUUUUCAACAACAACUUAGAACAUCUUCACAUUAUACCUGUAGUAGUUGCGGACGACAGAUAUUCAAGUCUGUUGCAGCCUCAUUAUCUGAAUCUGUUGCAGAAUAUCAAAGUCAAAAAUCAGGUGAAGAUGGAAAUAGUGAUAUUUCAAAAGAUUCCACCCACCUCAUAGAGAAACAGCAGGAUGACACAAAAAGACACAAUCGUCAAAUGGAUCAAAUUGAGAAUAAUCAACCUGAUAUAGGUGAAGAUCCUUCAUUAGAACUAAUGGUAACAGAAGACCAUGAUUCAUUAAUGGAGAAGAUGAACAACUGGAAUUUCCAAAUAUUUGAUCUUGUUGAAAAAAUGGGAGACAAAUCUGGAAGAAUCCUCAGUCAGGUUGCAUUUACGUUGUUUCAAGACACUGGUUUAUUUGAAAUUUUCAAAAUUCCAACUCGACAAUUCAUGAACUACUUUGAGGCUCUAGAAAAUGGUUAUCGAGACAUUCCCUAUCACAAUCGAAUACAUGCAACAGAUGUUCUUCAUGCUGUUUGGUAUCUUACAACAAGACCAGUUCCUGGAUUUCGGCAAAUACAUAUUGAUUCUGUGACAGGAACUGACAUUGAUGGUGGCAUUUCAGCUGGCCGAGUUGUCUUUAUUUCCUCCAGGAGUUGUACUAUUGUUGAUGAAAACUAUGGAUGCUUAGCCUUAAACAUUCCAGCCUUAGAAUUAAUGGCUCUUUAUGUAGCAGCAGCUAUGCAUGACUAUGAUCACCCUGGUCGUACAAAUGCUUUCCUGGUAGCUACAAAUGCUUCUCAGGCUGUGCUGUACAACGACAGAUCAGUUCUGGAAAAUCAUCAUGCUGCCUCUGCAUGGAGUCUCUUCCUAUCUCUGCCAGAUUAUAACUUUCUUCCUAAUCUUGAUCAUGUACAGUUCAAACGAUUUCGGUUCUUAGUGAUUGAAGCAAUCCUUGCUACAGAUCUUAAGAAACAUUUUGAUUUUCUUGCUGAAUUUAAUACCAAGGUUAACGAUGUAAAUGGUCAUGGUAUAGAAUGGAGUAAUGAGAGUGAUCGCCUCUUAGUGUGUCAGAUAUGCAUCAAGCUUGCAGAUAUCAAUGGUCCAGCAAAAGUUAGAGAUCUUCACUUGAAAUGGACAGAGGGCAUUGUUAAUGAAUUUUAUGAGCAGGAAGACAACAGAAGAUUUAUGUAACUUUAAAGUUGACAACAAGUACAUUGAACCUGUCAAGGACUAUCAAUACCUUGGCAGAGUCAUAACCAAAAUGGAGACAGUCGUCAAGAAAUCAGAAGAAGGAUAGGACUGGGGAGGGCAGCUAAAAGACAAAUAAUUGGAUAUUAGAACAAAUUAAACCAGAACUAUCACUAGAAGCUAAAAUGAUGAAACUGAGGUUAUCAUACUUUGGAUACAUCAUGAGAAGACAUGAUUCACUAGAAAAGACAAUAAUGCUGGGAAAAACAGAAGGGAGUAGAAAAAGAGGAAGGCCAAACGAGAUGGAUUGAUUCCAUAAGGGAAGCCACAGACCUGAACUUACAAGAUCUGAACAGGGUGGUUCAUGACAGAUGCUAUUGGAGGUUGCUGAUUCAUAGGGCCGCCAUACAUCAUAAUUGACUUGAAGGCACAUAACUCCUGAAGAAAUGCCAGCUGUAGUCAACAGAGAUGACAUGGUUCAAGAGGAUGAAGUUCUGAAAAGACAAUAUUUACUUAUCAGAUAACAGUUGUUUAGGAGCACCAGCACCUGUUCCUGGAGAGUAUAGGGAGGUACCCCAAGCAUUACCCAUACAGGUGGUUCGACGGGUUGUAGGACCAACACCUGAUAGGAAGGAUGUGGCAAUGUGGAUUUCCAAGAAUAUGGCUGCUAUAGAGGGGUAGUUUGAAUUCCAUCAGCAAAUAUACACAAUAGAUUGCUCAAUCCCUUAGUGCAAGCAUCUUUGGCUUUGGCUGAGAAUGAAUGUGGCAGUUGGAGUGAUGCUGUGGCACCAUUCUGUUUAAAGACGCAUGGACAUAUUCCAGGAUCUAACUUACAACCUGUUCUGGCCAAUACAGCAAAAAAAAAAGGGAGUGGCAGUGGCCUUUCGGUUGGGAAUGUGCCUGGCUGCUGGAGCCUAUUCCACUGUAUAUGGCAUAGUGAAGAGUUUGCUGAGAGGACAAGCAUUAAAGUUGGCAGUGAAUAUAGCUUUAGAAGCUUUACCAGAUGACUAUACAAGAGCAGAACAGUUUGAGGCAGUGUUAGCUUGAACCCAGAACACCUUAGGUAUGCUGGGAAGAACUCACGGAGCUCGAGAGAAGGAGACUGCUGAAGAAGCUGAUGUUGGAAGACAAGGACAGAGAUUUGGAGGUAGAAGAAAAUAGUGACAUGGCGUGCAGGGACAGAGACAAGGGAUCAAUCAGCUCAGAGAUCUCAAGGAAUCCUGCAGAGGAGAUAUGAAGAGCCACAGCGGCAGCAGGAGCUAGCCCCACCAGAAGAAUCGAAGAUAUGAAGAGCCACCACGAGAUAGGUACCAGUUCAGACCAAUGGUAAAACCACCUCCACGGUAUGGUGGUGAAGAGAAUCCUGAAUCCAGAGAGUGACAUACUACCUGGGAAGCCAGAGGGCAAGCAGCAGGUCUCCUCCCUCGAAGAAGGAGGAGGAGGAAGAGGAGUUUCAGCUACAUUACCAGCAACAGGAGAACCUGGCACGCCGGUUACAGAGCCAAAGGAGGUGUUACAUGUACACAUUGUAUCAGUAGAGGAGGAUGGAGAGGAUGCCACUCAAGACUGAGUAUUUGUAUUUGGUGGUUAUGUAUCAGGGCAGGACCUUUCAAGGAUUCUGGAGCUGAAAUAUCUUGCUCAAUUUUACCCCCAGAGAAGCAAAUGCAAUAUUUUAUAAACAGGGAAGUCUGGAU